AUGGCUCCAGGAAUUCUUGAAUACCCUCUCACUGAUGCGGCAACACAACCUCUGAAGUCAAUCACCACAAAGUCAACCUUUCAGAAGUUUGAUCCUGUGAAACAUCUUGCGUAUGUGGCGCCAAAGAAGAUUCAUACUUUGGAAGACCUUUGCCUGCCCCCUUCGCCAAUUUCGCAAGUUGCCUCCACCGAUCCAUUCCCCUUGCUGUCCGAGGAGGCACUUCUCGAGCAUCGACGGGAGUUGCUAUCCGAUGAGGUUCUCAAUAACUGCAUGUACAGCACGAGAGAGCAAUCAGUUCAACUCCGUGGGAUGGCCCCCAGAUACGCCCCGUUUAUUCAUCAGUUCUGGACUUCUGCAGAAGUUCUCAAGAUAGUCAGUGGUCUGGCAGGAGUCGAUUUAGUGCCUGUCAUGGACUUUGAAAUUUGCCACACCAACGUCCAAUUGGGUCCAGAUGGUCUACCAGGGGUCAGAAACAUACCAAUCGUCCCACCCGGAGCUCCCGAGGAAGACACAACCCCAGCAGUUCAGGCAGUGCCCGCAGAGCCCGCAGUGGCUUCCAAGAAAUCGGUCGUCCCCUGGCAUCGCGACUCAUAUCCAUUUGUCUGUGUUGUUAUGUUGUCGGACGCCAGGCACAUGAAGGGCGGCGAGACCGAGAUCCAAAGAGGUGAUGGCAGAACAAUCAAAGUCCGAUCUCCACAGAUGGGUGGUGCGGUGGUUCUCCAAGGCAGGCACGUGUCUCACACGGCGCUUCCAGUCGACAAUAUGCCCGAGAGAAUCACCAUUGUGGCUUCUUUCAGGCCGCGGGAUCCCGUGCUGCUAGAUGACUCUUCUCUGAUGAAUGUUCGAAAUAAGUCUCGACUGCCGGAGAUGUAUUACCAAUGGACCAGCUAUCGUCUGCAUUUGCUCGCCGAAAGAUUCCGACUCGAAGCUGAAAAACUUGAUGCUGUCUAUCGCAAAGCAAUUGAGAAUACCGACCAAGGCAAGGCAGGGGCUUGCAACAUAGACGUGGUUGAUGUGGAGAACCUUGAAAAAUGGAUGGAAAAGCAAAUGAGAUAUAUGAGACGAACCAUGUCUGAGAUGAGACCGGUCACGGAGGACGACAACAUCACCAAGAAUGAGAUUGAGGAAGUUUAG
Messenger RNA from Fonsecaea erecta, 1134 nucleotides. RefSeq lists its product as hypothetical. The coding region runs from base 1 to 1134 and encodes 377 amino acids. NCBI's taxonomy places the organism in Eukaryota, Fungi, Ascomycota, Eurotiomycetes, Chaetothyriales, Herpotrichiellaceae. The transcript is spliced from 2 exons. The record is from RefSeq and is a predicted model, not a curated record.